Fusarium mangiferae is the source of this 1410-nucleotide messenger RNA. RefSeq lists its product as uncharacterized. Gene Ontology annotation, molecular function: monooxygenase activity; FAD binding. The coding region runs from base 1 to 1410 and encodes 469 amino acids. Gene Ontology annotation, biological process: secondary metabolite biosynthetic process. Lineage: Eukaryota; Fungi; Ascomycota; Sordariomycetes; Hypocreales; Nectriaceae. The transcript has 2 exons. The record is from RefSeq and is a predicted model, not a curated record.
AUGCCCAACUAUAAGAUACAGGAAGUGAUGGAGAGGAGUGAUUCAAGCAAGCUUCAUGUGAUAAUUGUAGGAGCUGGCCUCGGUGGUCUCGGUGCUGCAAUCGCUGUCCGUCUCGCCGGCCAUGAUGUCACGGUUUUGGAGUCUGCACCAGCAAUUGGCGAAGUCGGUGCCGGUAUCCAAGUCCUUCCCAACGCUGCUCGAGUUCUCUUCUCCUGGGGCCUCGAGAAGGAAUUGGUUAAAAAUGCUACCAAGCCAAGAAAAUGCAACUUCAUUGGUUGGAAAGGGAACCAUCUCUCAGAAAUGGACUAUCAUGGCUAUGCGGCUGCCUCGGGAGGAUACCCGUUCCUCGACUUCCACCGCGCGACUCUGCAUAAAGCACUUCUAGAUAGAGCUCAAGAGCUAGGGGCCAAGAUCAUUUGCGGAUCUAAAGUCUUGUCUUACGAGAUAGCGGCCGACAACAGCCACGCAACUGUGUUUCUAGAAGGAGGCCAAACGAUGAAGUCUGACUUGGUCGUCGGUGCUGACGGCAUCGCCUCUUCUCUCAGAGAGCAGUUCCUCGGUCGAUCCGAUCCUCCACAAUUGACGGGCGACUUGGCCUACCGGUUGCUACUGUCAACAGACGAGAUGAGAAAGGACCCAGACCUGAGGCCAUUCGUGGAGGAUCCCCAAGUUAACUACUGGGUCGGCCCCGACAAACAUGCAGUCAACUACGUACUGAAAGGAGGAGAACUCUUCAACAUGGUUCUCUUAGUGCCAGAUGACAUCCCACUCGACAGCGGCAACACUUUGAAGGGCAACAUCGAAGAGAUGAGAGCCCAUUUCGCGGAUUGGGACCCUCGCAUCGGGAAGAUGCUCAACCUAUGUGACUCUGUUCUCAAGUGGAGAUUAUGCAUUCGACCUGGCCUCGACCCGACUUGGUCACACCCUUCAGGAGCCCUCACCAUGCUUGGUGACUCUGUCCAUGCGACGCUACCAUAUCUUGCCAGUGGUGCCGGUAUGGCUUUAGAAGACGGCGGCGUCCUUGGACUUUGUCUCGCUAAGCUUACCGAUAAAUCGCCGGCCUCAAAGGUAAAGGCUCUAGCUGUUUACGAGGCAUGCCGACGAGAGCGCACGGAAAUGGUUGUGCAAAGAGGGACGUACAACCAGUGGAUAUAUCAUCUGCCAGAUGGCGAAGAGCAGAGGCAGCGAGAUGAACGGUUCAGACAAUAUGGAAAGUGGGAUGAAGAGUGGCUCGGUGGGGAGAAUCCAAUCAUCCCGCAGUCGUCAGAGACAGGAGAGGAUCCAUUUCCUUGGAGAUACCAUGGAGUUGGACGGUGGUUGUUGACGUAUGAUAUGUGGAAGGAUGUUGAUGAGAAGUUCUCGCAGCUCGAGUCUGAGGCCAGUGGUGGUUCACUGAGAGCAAGUCUCUAA